AUGCAAGACUGCACGGCCGACCUCAAAGACUCCAGCGAGCAGGUGCACCGGGAGGAGGAAAAGGUGACCUUCUUGUUGGGCAGCCACGCCGCACCCAUCUGGGUGUCCGACGACGACGACUCUGGUGACGUCGACGCCGCGGCCGAGGGUUCAACCAACAACAACAACAACAAGAAGAAGGCAGUCUGCCUGUUCGGCGUGAAGGUGGAGUUCACCGACGACGACGAAGGCGAGACCACAGACGACGAAGAGCCACCACAACAACAACAGCCACAACAACACCAACAGCCGAGCAUGGAGGAGCCCGGUCGUGCUGUGGUCUGCUGUCCCAAUGCCCAGAAGGAGAAGAAGUUGAAGAAGGGCAGAUUCAUCAUCUGCUGGCGGCCGGGCGGGGGUUGGGCCGCCCAAUGGGAGCCGAACCCUUCCUCGCGCAGCACGCGUUCCACGUGGUGGGACAUGUUGAGGACGAAGCCGGCGAAGGGAAAGCUGCGAUCAACGUCGACGCCGACGCUGCGCCCAAGCUCGAAGAAGAUGAAGAAGACGCGGGCCUCCCCGAGGCGAUCGCCCAGGCGACACAGCAGCAGCGCCGCCGCAGACGCCGCAGCAGCAGCCAGAGCCCAGCCUCCACCGGAUUCGCCUUCGCCUUCCCCGAAAUCUGACAGGUUGAUCAGCGAGACCGAGGCCAAGCAGAGGAAAUGGGACGCCAUGUACGCCGGGCUCAAGGAGUGGGUCGAGAGCGAGGGCCGCCUCCCAAGCAGGAAGGAAGCCCGGGAGAUCUACAACUGGCUGCACUACAACCGACGGAAGGAGGCUUGGCCCAGGCGCACACCCACUCAGGUGGCCAGGCUACUCGCGCUUGGUGUAGCUCCAUACGGGCAGGCGAUCGACUCCUCGCCCGUGCCAGAGCUCGACAUUUAA
Acanthamoeba castellanii str. Neff is the source of this 918-nucleotide messenger RNA. RefSeq lists its product as uncharacterized. The transcript has a single exon. The record is from RefSeq and is a predicted model, not a curated record. NCBI's taxonomy places the organism in Eukaryota, Discosea, Longamoebia, Acanthamoebidae. Bases 1 to 918 code for a protein of 305 amino acids.